This is a messenger RNA of Coniophora puteana RWD-64-598 SS2, 1451 nucleotides long. RefSeq lists its product as uncharacterized. The record is from RefSeq and is a predicted model, not a curated record. The transcript is spliced from 2 exons. Bases 105 to 1220 code for a protein of 371 amino acids. NCBI's taxonomy places the organism in Eukaryota, Fungi, Basidiomycota, Agaricomycetes, Boletales, Coniophoraceae.
CUUCCCUUCCCCCAACUCGAACCACAGCAAACAAAUUCCGUCUCAUUUCUUCACUCACAGACUCUACUAUCACCAUCGCCAGAUACCCUAUCAGAGGCUCACAUAUGGUUCACGUCGUUAUCAUCGGCGCUACGGGCUUCGCGGGCAAACAUGUCCUACUUGAUGCUCUGCGCGAAAACCGCAUCACCAAGGUCACUGUCGUCGGACGGCAUGCGCCCUCGAUUGAGGCCCCCGACAUGGCCCUUAUCCGCAAAGCCAUCGUCGACAAGCUCACCAUCAUUCAGCGCGACGACCUGGGCGCAUGCUGGGACUAUGACUCGACCGAGCCACAACAUCUGGAGCUGCGCGAGCGCCUAGCGGACGCCGUUGCGUGCAUAUGGUGUAUCGGCGGGAAGGCGAACAGUUUCGCAACGGAGAAGGAGUUCGAGCGAGUGUGUCAUGGGUUUACGAUGAGGGCGGCGAGGUUCUUUUCGAGGGUGGCGAGCGUGGGGAAUCCGGGGAAGGCACACAAGUCGGGGAGGGCGUCACAGCCAUUCAGGUUCGUGUAUCUGUCAGGAAAGUUUGCGGAUCGGUCGGGGAAAGCGCACCAGGGAUGGAUAACAGUCGAGGCGCAGACGAGGAAUAUGAAGGGACGCACAGAGCGUGAACUGCUCGAACUUGCUUCGCACACUUUGUCUACACCACUCGCUUCUCCAGAUCCAGAAUCACAACCACCAUCUGCGCCUGCUCCCAAAGAGGAGGAGAAACCAUCAGUCGAACCAUUCGAGGCCGUCGAACCUCCCCCAAUCUCGGACGAACCGCCCGCAUACUCCGAGGAACCGCCCUCGCCGUCUUCCCAAUCUAAAUCACCACCUCCGCAGUCUACAUCCACCUCUUCGACAUCCGUACCUACCACCUCCACCACCUCUUUAACGUCAACGUCAUCAACAACCCCGCAAAACCCGAUCCCCUCCCAUCCCCUUACCGUGCUCGUCUUCCGCCCUGGCGGUAUCAUCGCGGGCAAGACCGUGCGCUCCCUCGGUGGGCUCACAGGACUAUUUGCCGAGCAGGCGCUGCAGCGCGCGCCGAGCGUCGUCAUCCACGUCGAGCGCGUCGCGCGUGUUCUCGUCGAUGCCGCCAUUGGCGUGCGUGUCGAGUGGCAGCGGGAUGCGCAUGGGAAGAAGAAGGACACGUGGGAAAGCGAGGAGAUGGUUAGUUGGAGUGUUGGCCUCGGGGUGUAGGAUGCUAUAAGAGUGGAUUGAGUGUGUGGUGAAUCGUUGGACCGCUUUUGUUGUGUUUUGUAUGGUGUGCUUUUAUCUUGGUUUACUUUGUAGUUUCCUGUGUAGAGUUAUACUAAUGUACCGGGUUUGUUAUUUACGCGUCUAUGAAAUCCUUGUUCUCCUUCAACUGUGAUAUCACACUACGUCAAGGCAAUGUUGUGGAAACAUGUACUCGUGUACAUUCGAUAAUUA